CCUCUCCUCUCCUCUGGCGCCAACUUACACGCAAUACACCCGAGCUGGCGAACUCCCCUCCGAUUCGCCGAACCAUCCAUCGGGCACGCCCCGCUCAUUCCCAAACCCCUCACGCCCCGCUCAUUCCACUCACACAAACACAAGCUUCCAUCCAGUUUUCCCCUCAUCAACGUUCUUCUAGCUAGCUGGUUGAGUGAGCUUGCUUUCGGGAGCAAGAAAGACAUGGCUCGCAUGGCGGCGUCGGUGCUAGCGAUCUUGCUAGCCUCUUGUGCCCUGGCGGCGGCGAGCUUCGACAAGGAGUUCGACAUCACCUGGGGCGACGGGCGCGGCAAGAUUACGAACAACGGCCAGCUCCUGACGCUGGGGCUGGACAAGGUGUCUGGCUCCGGGUUCCAGUCCAAGCACGAGUACCUGUUCGGCAAGAUCGACAUGCAGCUCAAGCUCGUCCCCGGCAACUCCGCCGGCACCGUCACCGCAUACUACCUGUCGUCGCAGGGUCCGACGCACGACGAGAUCGACUUCGAGUUCCUUGGCAACGUCACCGGCGAGCCGUACACGCUGCACACCAACGUGUUCACGCAGGGGCAGGGCCAGCGGGAGCAGCAGUUCCGCCUCUGGUUCGAUCCUACCAAUGACUUCCACACCUACUCCAUCCUCUGGAACCCCAAGCACAUCAUCUUCAUGGUGGACGACAUGCCAAUCAGGGACUUCAAGAACCUUGAGGGAAAGGGCAUCGCCUUCCCCAAGAACCAGCCCAUGCGACUCUACUCCAGCCUCUGGAACGCCGACGACUGGGCCACGCAGGGCGGCCGCGUCAAGACGGACUGGUCCCACGCCCCAUUUUCCGCCUCCUACCGCGGAUUCAAGGCCGACGCGUGCGUGGUGACCGCGGGCGGCCGGCCUCACAGCGGCGCCAUUUUCGGCACGGAGGUCGCCCCCGGCACAGGCGCGGCGGGCGAGUGGUACAACCAGGAGCUGGAUCUGACGCGGCAGCAGCGAAUGCGGUGGGUGCAGAGCAACUACAUGAUCUACAACUACUGCACCGACCCCAAGCGCUUCGCCAAGGGCGUCCCCGCCGAAUGCUCCAUGUAGUCCACAUGUGGAAUCGCCGGAGGAAGACGACCGGAGAUGUGUAGUGUAGCCGCUGGUCAUUUACGCCCAGUUCAUGUAAUUGUGCUCACGCCCAACUCGUGUGUAAUAUAUUGUCUCCUCGUACGUUCAUUACC
This is a messenger RNA of Triticum dicoccoides, 1226 nucleotides long. RefSeq names its product probable xyloglucan endotransglucosylase/hydrolase protein 23. The record is from RefSeq and is a predicted model, not a curated record. Gene Ontology annotation, molecular function: xyloglucan:xyloglucosyl transferase activity; hydrolase activity, hydrolyzing O-glycosyl compounds. Gene Ontology annotation, cellular component: cell wall; apoplast. Gene Ontology annotation, biological process: xyloglucan metabolic process; cell wall biogenesis. The transcript has 3 exons. The coding region runs from base 223 to 1092 and encodes 289 amino acids. Lineage: Eukaryota; Viridiplantae; Streptophyta; Magnoliopsida; Poales; Poaceae.